AGCCUCAACGCCUCUCCUUGUCUCUCUCGCCGCCGGCCACCGAGAACCCUGCUCUCCGUCGUCGCAAUGGCCGCCACCAACGGCGCCGGUGCUGACCCCGUGCACGAGCCACCCCACAAGAUCACCAAGAUGGCCCCCCUGCUCAAGGUCAAGAAGCUCUCCGACAAGGCCAUCCUGCCGUCCCGCGGCUCCGCCCUCGCCGCCGGCUACGACCUCUCCAGCGCGGUUGAGACGGUCGUGCCGGCGAGGGGCAAGGCGCUGGUGGCCACCGACCUGAGCAUCGCCAUCCCGGAGGGCACCUACGCGCGCAUCGCGCCGAGGUCGGGCCUGGCGCUGAAGCACUCCAUCGACGUGGGCGCCGGGGUGAUCGACGCUGACUACCGCGGCCCCGUGGGUGUCGUGCUCUUCAACCACUCGGAGGUGGACUUUGCCGUGAAGCCCGGUGACCGCGUCGCGCAGAUGAUCAUCCAGGUGAUUACGACGCCAGAGAUCGCCGAGGUGGAGGACCUCGACGCCACCGUCCGUGGGGAGGGAGGGUUUGGGUCCACCGGCGUUUGAGCUUCGAGCCCUGGUAGAUAGAUCUAGAGAAGUGGUCUGUGUUAAGGUUUAGGUUGGUGGUGGAACCCUAGGGAAGGUACCCAUCUUUUGAUGGUUGUGUCAUUUGUGUGUGGCCGAUGUUAAAUGAAAUCUCGUGAUCUCUUCCAGCCAGAUUAGAGAAGUUCAUGUUGCAUA
This is a messenger RNA of Triticum dicoccoides, 732 nucleotides long. Its product is annotated as deoxyuridine 5'-triphosphate nucleotidohydrolase. The record is from RefSeq and is a predicted model, not a curated record. The coding region runs from base 67 to 558 and encodes 163 amino acids. Gene Ontology annotation, biological process: dUTP catabolic process; dUMP biosynthetic process. Gene Ontology annotation, molecular function: dUTP diphosphatase activity; magnesium ion binding. Lineage: Eukaryota; Viridiplantae; Streptophyta; Magnoliopsida; Poales; Poaceae. The transcript has 3 exons.